AGGAGGAGAUCCUCAACUUGGGCUCAGGAGGAGCCGGUGCUGCUCCUGGCGCGGUGCAGUCACACACAGCUCUCCACCGGACCGGUAUGCGCUAUCCGCGGAGGGAGAAGUGAUCCUCACCGAGCCGACCGAGCAAGAUGCAGGCGGAGGACAUGGAGGUACCGAUCAUUAAUAACCUUAACGAUAACGGAGACAGACAGAGGCCGAAAGGGAAAGAUGUGUUCAAGGAUCAGCAGAAGGAGUCGGAGAGCUCCAUGGAGUCUCCCAACCUGGAGUUUGAGUACGGAGACACAGACGCACUGACUGCUGAGCUUUCAGAGCUCUACAGUUACACAGAGGAGCCAGAGUUUGCCCUGAACAGAGACUACUUUGAGGAGGACUUCAGGAGCCAUGGUACUGUGUCCAUGUCUCGAGGCAGGAGGUGGAUCGAGCUGACGGUGGAGGAGCAGAGGACAUAUGUGAUGAGGCUGCUGGACGCGCUGGAGGUGACGGACAGAGACAAGAGGCUGAAGGUGGCCAGGGCAAUCCUCUACUUGGCUCAGGGAGUGUUUGACGAGUGCGACACAGAGGUGGACGUGCUCCACUGGUCCAGACACAAUGUCUUUCUGCUCUACGACAUGGGCAUCUUCACGGCGCUGCUGGAGCUGCUCAGCAUGGAGAUAGAUAACAACCAGGCGUGCAGCAGUGCGGUGAGGAAGCCUGCCAUCUCUCUUGCAGACAGCACAGAGCUCAGAGUGCUACUGAGCAUCAUGUACCUGAUGGUGGAGACCAUUAGAGUUCAAAUGGAGGAGGACAGACCUGAGUGGAAAGCAGCAAGAGAAGCCUUCAAGAAUGAGCUAGGUUCACCUCUGUACAACGGAGAGCCCUUUGCCCUGCUCCUCUUCACCAUGGUGACCAAGUUCUGCAGCAUGAAUGCCCCGCACUUCCCCAUGAAGAAAGUACUACUGCUGCUCUGGAAGACAAUACUGUUCACCCAGGGGGGUUUCGAGGAGCUCCAGGAGAUGAAGGUGCGAGGCCGAGAGCGUCUGAACCUGGCCCCGCUGCCGGAGGACAGCAUCAAGGUGGUCCGGGCCAUGAGAGCAGCCUCGCCCCCGGCCUCUGCCAUGGAGCUCAUCGAACAGCAGCAGCAGCAGAAGAGAGGCCGCCGCAGCCGCAGGAGUGCCUUUGUUGAUAGCUUGGAAGGAGACAGUCCCUUUCCCAAGAAGCAGCCCCUGGUCAAGCAGGACAGCCUGGACACGUACAACGAGCGGGACCCCUUCAAGAACGACGACGCCCGGGACGAGGAGGAGGACCCCGAGGACACGGACAGCGGCAUCGAGGGCGAGGUGGACCCCUUGGACCGCGAUGUCAUCAUCCAGCCCCCGCCUCCGCCGCCUCCCCUCAGACCCCCCACAGAAAGGGUCAACUUCCCCAAGGGCCUUCCCUGGGCCCCCAAAGUCAGGGAGAAAGACAUCGAGCACUUCCUUGAGACCAGUAGAAACAAGUUCAUCGGUUUCACUCUGGGAAAUGACACAGACACCCUGGUGGGCUUACCCAGACCCAUCCAUGAGAGCGUCAAGACUCUUAAGCAGCACAAAUAUGUGUCCAUUGCUGAAGUCCAGAUCAAAAAGGAGGACGAGCUGCAACAGUGUCCAAUGACUCUGGGCGAGGAGGAUGUGGAGGAGACACCAACAGAGAUGCUGUACCUGGGCAUGCUUCCUAACCUCUCCCAGUACGUGAUUGCCCUCCUGAAGCUGCUGCUGGCUGCAGCUCCGACCUCCAAAGCCAAAACCGAUUCCAUUAACAUCUUGGCUGACGUGCUGCCUGAGGAGAUGCCUAUCACCGUCCUUCAGAGCAUGAAGCUGGGAAUUGACGUGAACCGUCACAAGGAAAUCAUCGUCAAGGCCAUCUCUGCUCUGCUGCUGCUGCUCCUCAAACACCUCAAACUCAACCAUAUUUAUCAGUUUGAGAUUGUCUCCCAGCACCUGGUGUUUGCCAACUGUAUCCCACUCAUCCUCAAGUUCUUCAAUCAGAACAUCAUGUCCUAUAUCAGUGCCAAAAACAGUAUAUGUGUGUUGGACUUCCCUCACUGUGUGGUCCAUGAGAUGCCUGAGCUCACAGCUGAGAGCCUGGAAGCAGGAGACACCAACCAGUUCUGUUGGAGAAACCUGUUUUCUUGUAUCAAUCUGCUGAGAAUAUUAAACAAGCUGACCAAGUGGAAACACUCCAGGACCAUGAUGCUGGUGGUGUUCAAGUCUGCCCCCAUCCUGAAGAGAGCUCUGAAGGUGAAGCAGGCCAUGAUGCAGCUCUACGUCCUCAAGCUGCUUAAGAUCCAGACCAAGUACCUGGGCCGCCAGUGGAGGAAGAGCAACAUGAAGACCAUGUCAGCCAUUUACCAGAAGGUCCGCCACAGGCUCAAUGACGACUGGGCCUACGGAAAUGAUAUCGAUGCACGCCCCUGGGACUUCCAGGCAGAGGAGUGCGCCCUGCGGGAGAGCAUCGAGAAGUUCAACAGCCGCCGCUACGACAAGAACAAGAACGGAGACUUCGCGCCCGUGGACAACUGCCUGCAGAGCGUGCUGGGCCAGCGUGUGGAGCUGCCCGAGGACUUCCACUACAGCUACGAGAUGUGGCUGGAAAGAGAGGUCUUCUCCCAGCCCAUCCAGUGGGAGGGGCUGCUGCAGAAUCCGUGAUGGAGGGGAGGGAGAAAGCAGGGGGGGUGGAAGGGGGUCAAUGUGGCGGUGGAGAGGUCACACACAACGCUGUCGGAAUGGUUUUAGGGUUUAUUCUUACUGCAAAAAUGGGAGUCGGAGUAGAGUAGGCAGGAAUGGGGGUUCUACUUGACAUCAGUGAUGGAGGGAUGGGGGAGGGUGGAGAGAAAGAAGCUGGAGAUGGAGAAACCACCUCCCAGUCUAUCCAGUGAUGGGAGAAGAUGGAAGAUGAAGGGCAAAUAUGACGAACGAAUGGAGCUCGGCACAAAUAGAUGCCACACACACACACGCGCACACACUUGACCCUAACAUGUGCCUAUGACUACUGUGAACGCACACGGACGUGACAGGCAAAGAACAGAGGUAGCAGUUAAUAAGAAGCCGCUGUAGCAGGAGACUGUCAGUUAUACUGCCCCCCCAAAAAAAUAUCUUCACACCCCCUUUUUAAAAUGUUGGUGCUUUUUUGACUCCUUAGUGAUGCUUUCCUAUUUAUUUGUAUCAAUGUGUGUCGUUAAACAUUUUAUGAUAAAUACUUUUUUUUAUUAAGAUGUAAAAUUUAUAUGAUUUUUAAUCAGUUCAUGUCUUUUUAUUUUUACACAAGGCCUACUGUAAGUAUUGGGUUGUAGAUUGUGGGUGAAGGAUUUUUAGGAAACUGUAUUUUCUAGGAAAAAAAGGCCUUUUGGAAGCAAAUCACAGGGUCAUUUUGAUAGUCCAAAUGUAGACAUGAGAGAUUUCCACUAAUGGCAUAGUGAUCUCACAUAAAAUGUCACCAAAAAAAAAUAUAUAUAUAUACCAGCUGUAAGUGUAUGGGUUUGUUUGUAAAUGUAAAAGAAGAGUGUAGAGGAUGGUUUGAAGUAAGAAACUAUAUCCUAUCUUUACCUUGUAUAGAAUCCUUGCUAUUCCUGGUAUCUUAAACUUUGGUACCUUUUUGAAUUUUAAAUCUAGAAAUCACAUAACCUAAUCUGUAAUCACUGAUUUCAUCCAGGAUUUGUUCAUGUUCACAUAUGGAACUGGAAACCUGUUGUGGUUCCAUAGAAAAGCUCAGAGAGGUCGAUGUGCGCAGCUCUUUCUUUACUGUCUGGUUGAUUAACCAGAUCUGCCAAAACAACCAUCUAAGUCUUCAUCCUUGAAGUCUUUUCUCUUUUAAAAUCUAAAAUACUGUUUGAAAACACUCCUGAUAAAGCAUAAAUCACCUUUUUGAGGUUAGUUUUCGAGUGUGGAUUGGGCUCAUUGUUGCCCCUUGUGGCCGUUUGUGGAUAAAAGCCACUUCCCUGAGCCUUUCUAUGGAACGAUCCUGGGCUAACCGAACCUCAGCAACGAUCAGAAUAAUUAACAAUUAUGACUCCCUGCUUCAACCCGCUGACUCCCCCUCUAUCUGCCCGACCAAACAGCACAAUACGUAAAACCACUGAGCUCCUUGGUGGUGGCCUUGGUGAGCACUUUGCCCACCUCUUGCUUGGAAGAACACAGCUGUCACAAAAAGGGUGCUGUUUUUACUUAUUCGUCUUCACUGUAUCUUAACCGUUCCUUCACAUCCAGCUACCUAAGUGGGGGCUCCAGAGUCGAGAGCUCUGGAUUGUUUCCUGGAAAUGAAGCACAGAAAUAAGCACAGAAGAACAAAAAGCAUGGUCACCCUUCUUUCAUAUAAUUCUUGCCUCGGUUCAGAUCGUUAUCCGCUUACCUCGAGGGGGUCAAGAGCUGUCAUCUAUUAGCUCUGCAUAGAACAAUAAUGUUGACACUCAGUCUUGUGCUUCUCUGUGGAAAUGUGCAUGGCCACUGCUUUGUUUUUGAGUACCUGGUCACAUUUAAAUACAGAUUUUGGAAUGGCUUUUUUGUCUGACGUUUCCAGCACAAUUAGAAGUGUACUUUUUUCCUCUCAAAGUCACAAUGUUCUAUGUUUCAAGGGUGUUUUUUGUCUUCUUCAGGAAGGAGAAAUCUUUAAAAAUAAUAUUGUAUACUUAAUAGAUUCUCAGGUUUAUGGAGAUAAUAUAUUGCAAAAGUUUUAAAGCUUCCUUGCCAUCAUCUAGCUCACUACCUGUAGUGAUGAAUACACAUUUAUCAUCACAUCCUCAUAUGAAAAUAACAACCUGAAGCACUAAACAUUUACUGCAUAGGCUGUACAUUUUCACUAUACACAAUAACUCAUCGUGAGUUUGUAUUUAUGUCAGCGACAUUUCAAGUUCAGAUGUAUUUUUUGUAUCUUGUGCCAAAUUUGAGUGCCAUUUUCUAUUUUUAUUUCAUCGUCGUUGCCUCCAUGAUCAUGUGUAAGGUUUUCCAUUCAAAUCGCCACUGAAAGGUUUGCAAUACAAAAAUGUUAUUUUCUACCUGAAAAACUGUACAAUCAAUGAAAAAUAGCUGUUUCUUGUAUCUGGUACAGUAUUUCACCAGAAGUGUUUCGCAUUGUAUGGGUGUUACUAUAUGUGUUUUUGUUACACACAUUUCCAUAUCUGUAUAGUCUAGAGAAAUACUCAAUACUGAAUUUGUUCAGGGGUAUGUGCAAUUACAGAUCCAUAGAGGCAUUAUUCAAUGGAAUGACAAAGUACAAUAUCAGAGUUGCUUAUUAAACAAUAUUGAACAGUU
This is a messenger RNA of Sebastes umbrosus (honeycomb rockfish), 5270 nucleotides long. RefSeq names its product striatin interacting protein 2 (gene strip2). Gene Ontology annotation, biological process: cytoskeleton organization. Lineage: Eukaryota; Metazoa; Chordata; Actinopteri; Perciformes; Sebastidae. Gene Ontology annotation, cellular component: cytosol. The record is from RefSeq and is a predicted model, not a curated record. The coding region runs from base 138 to 2672 and encodes 844 amino acids. The transcript has 22 exons.